CACUUACUAAAUAAAGCAAUUUUAGCAUUGAUUGAUUAAAAGGAAACAGGAAGAAGAAGAGUUGCAUUCCUUCUAAAAGAGUUUUUUUUUUUUUUCCUUUUUCUUUCUCUCUGUCAAAGUCUUAACCAACUUUAAUUUGAUCUUUGAACCAAGAAUUCACGAGAUUUCCCUGACAUUAUUGCUUUGACAUUGCAAAAAAACCAAACUCACUCACUUUUUUUUUUUUUUUUUGCCUGUCAAAAAUGACUACUGCAAAAAAGUCUUGCCACUCUCACAGACUACUUCUUGAAAAAAGACUCCAUUUUUAUGGCUAUUUUUCUUUCAAAUUUUGUCACCUUGAAACCCCUUUUGCCUUGUCUUCAUCAUCCUUUCCUUUUCCAUAGCUGAUUCUUGUAAUUUCUAGUUAAAAAAAGAAUCCAUUUUAGGGCUAGUGAAACCCCUUUUGCCUUAUGUUCAUCAUCCAUUUCUUUUCCAUAGCUUUUAGUUUAAAAAACACUCCAUUUAUAUGGCUAUUUUUCUUUCAGUUUUUGUCACAUUGAAAACCUUUUUGACUUAUUUCCAUAAUUCAUUCCUUUUUCAUAGCUGUUUCUUGUAAUUUAUUUGGUUCCCAUGGGCUUGGUUUUUCAAUUUCCUUAAUCAUGCAAAGGUUUCUCUAAAUGGAAAGUUCAUUCCUUUCUUGUUUUCUUGGUGUAUGGCUUAAUGGAUUAUCUUUGUUUUUGGUUCUUGUUUGAUAUAUUCAUGAAUUUAAGCACCCAUGUUUUUGAAUCAGUUCAUGCAUUUCUUGAAAUCAAAUCACACAUUCAGAAGAAAAUUACCCUCUGAAAGUGUGUUUUGACAUUUAUUUUUAAAAUAAAAUAAGAAGGGGCAGUGUUUAAAAAAAAAAAGGGAAUUUUCUUUAGGAAAACACCUUCUGAAAGUGUGUUAUGACACUUCUUGUUUUGUUUUUUUUUUUUUAAAAGAAGGGGUUGUGUUUUCACAAAAAAUAAUAAUAUUUGUUUUGAAAACACCUUCUGAAAGUGUGUUUUGACACUUUUUGUUAUAUAAAAAAGGGUUGUAUUUUGACCAAAAAAAAAAAUCUUUUUUUCCAUGGCUACUUGUUUUAAUCCAUUUAGGCUGAGAAGGUCUAAGAGUAAACCAUUAGAAAUGCCUUCAUCUUCUUCAAGAACUAGGUGGAAUUUAUCUGAUAUGGAAACAAUGGACAAGAAAAGAUUUGAUAGUUUAGAGUCAUGGUCAAUGAUAUUAGAAUCUGAUAAUGUUGAAACUUGGGAAGUUUCUAAAGAAGAUCAAGAGGAAUGGACAGCUGAUUUGUCUCAGCUUUUUAUAGGUAACAAAUUUGCUUCUGGUGCACAUAGCAGAAUUUAUAGAGGAAUUUAUAAGCAAAGAGCAGUUGCUGUAAAAAUGGUUAGAAUUCCAACUCAUAAGGAGGAAACUAGAGCUAAGCUUGAACAACAGUUCAAGUCUGAAGUUCGUCUGCUUUCGAGUUUAUAUCAUCCCAACAUUGUGCAGUUCAUUGCCGCUUGUAAAAAGCCUCCUGUAUACUGUAUCAUUAUGGAGUACAUGUCACAAGGAACAUUGAGGAUGUAUCUCAACAAGAAAGAGCCUUAUUCACUUUCCAUAGAAACUAUUCUGAGGUUAGCUCUCGAUAUAUCACGAGGGAUGGAGUAUCUUCAUUCACAAGGGGUGAUUCAUAGAGACCUCAAAUCAAGUAAUUUACUUCUGAAUGACGAAAUGCGUGUCAAGGUUGCAGAUUUUGGGACGUCGUGUCUUGAGACACAGUGCCGUGAAGCCAAAGGAAAUAUGGGAACUUACCGUUGGAUGGCACCAGAGAUGAUUAAGGAAAAAUCUUAUACUCGCAAAGUUGAUGUGUACAGUUUCGGAAUUGUGCUCUGGGAGCUCACAACAGCUCUGUUACCAUUUCAAGGAAUGACCCCCGUGCAAGCCGCUUUUGCUGUUGCUGAGAAGAAUGAACGACCACCCUUGCCGGCCAGUUGUCAACCAGCACUUGCACACCUCAUAAAACGCUGCUGGGCGGCGAACCCCUCGAAGAGGCCAGACUUCAGAGACAUCGUUUCUGCUCUAGAGAAGUACGACGAAUGUGUCAAGGAAGGCCUUCCGCUGACUCUCCAUUCAGGACUAGUCAGCCGAAACGCCAUUAUUGAACGCUUGAAAGGCUGUAUAUCCAUGAGUUCAUCUAUAAUUGUACAUGUCUGACUCUUUUUUACCAAACAAUAAUUGCCAUUUGUAUUUGAUCAAAAGCCUUUUGGUUCUCCAAUAGGUUUAGUAAAUUACAACUUGUAUAUAUUUAUUAAUGUGUACUUAUCACAUCUGAUGUAAUCCAUGUUAUAGGAUAUUUAACAUUAAUAUGAAUGGUCUGCUGGUGGAAUUUCAUGUACA
Messenger RNA from Lycium barbarum (goji berry), 2394 nucleotides. Its product is annotated as serine/threonine/tyrosine-protein kinase HT1-like. NCBI's taxonomy places the organism in Eukaryota, Viridiplantae, Streptophyta, Magnoliopsida, Solanales, Solanaceae. The coding region runs from base 1087 to 2211 and encodes 374 amino acids. The transcript is spliced from 3 exons. Gene Ontology annotation, molecular function: ATP binding; protein kinase activity. Gene Ontology annotation, biological process: protein phosphorylation. The record is from RefSeq and is a predicted model, not a curated record.